This is a messenger RNA of Phragmites australis (common reed), 2546 nucleotides long. RefSeq names its product QWRF motif-containing protein 2-like. The record is from RefSeq and is a predicted model, not a curated record. Gene Ontology annotation, molecular function: microtubule binding. Bases 177 to 1994 code for a protein of 605 amino acids. NCBI's taxonomy places the organism in Eukaryota, Viridiplantae, Streptophyta, Magnoliopsida, Poales, Poaceae. The transcript has 6 exons. Gene Ontology annotation, cellular component: centrosome; cytoplasm; nuclear microtubule. Gene Ontology annotation, biological process: centrosome cycle; spindle assembly.
UACCCUUGCGACGGACGGACGGAGUCCCCAUCCCUUCCUUCGCCCAUGUUUCACUUGGCUCCCACUCCACUUCCGCUGCCGUGCCUCGGCUCCGCUCCGCUCUCCCAUCCUGAAACGAAACCCCAAACCCCAGGCCCGAAAACCACCGCCGGGAGAUUCCGCGAGAUCUGAGCGCCAUGGUGGCCGACGGGGCAGCAGCGGCCGCGCCCCGGCUGAACCCGUCGCCGUCCCCGCGCCGCCGCCGCGCCGCCUCCGCGCUCUCCCCGGCCAAGUCCAACGCCAACGCCGACGCCGACGCCCGGCCCAAGCCCAAGGCCAAGGCCAAGGCUGUCUCCUCCCGCUACCUCCUCGGCCCCUCCUCCAAGUCCACAUCCUCCUCCUCCACCACCACCUCGAGCUCCAACUCGACCUCGACCUCGGCCUCCACGCCAUCCCGCCGCUUCGCGUCGCCGCUGCCCAGGCGGUCCGUCUCCGUCGACCGCCCGCGCCCGACCCCGGCUAACAAUGCCGCCGCAGGAGAGGCCGGGGGCCCCAAUGCGGGCACCACCACCACCACGAGGAGCCUCUCCGUGGCGUUCCAGGGCCGGUCCUUCUCCUUCGAGACCAGCAAGGCGAAGACGGCAACGUCCCCGUCGCCAGCGCGGCGGCCGGUGGCUGCGGUGGCGGGGGCCACCACGCCGGAGAGGAGGAGGCCUGGUGUGGGUGGUACAGUGCCGGAGAGGGGGAAGGGGUUUGAGGGGGGUCAUACCCACCACAGGUGGCCAAUAUCGGCGAGGGUGUCGCAGGGGUUUGAGGGGAAUCCGCUUACCAAGAGCUUCGACUGUUCUUUGCACAAGAGGGACGCGGCUGUCCUUGCAGCUGUCCGGUCGCUCCGGCAGUCCAUGAUGUUUGAGGAGGGGGUGCGGCGUUCCUCGUUCGAUGGUGGGGACUACUUGAUGUCGUCAGACACAGAGAGCGUGUCGUCAGGGAGCAAUUCAGGGUCUCAGGAUGCAGGCAUUGGCAUUGCCCACAGAGCACGCCCGUCGCCUAAGGGGAUGAGUGUACCAGCCCGGUUCUUGCAGGAUGCUGCUGCCAGCAGGUCGCAUCGAUUUGCAGAUCCGGGCACACCAUACUUGACACAUAACUCUGGGUUGGCCACAUCUCCCAGGACAGCACCAGUUAAGAAAUCACUGUUGAAUGGCUUUGUUUCAUCUCCGCUGAAUAGGCCAAUCAGGCAACCUUCACCAAGUAAGCUUACAGGUAAUCCAUCAAGGAGGAUGUCAAGUCCAUCACGGGUGAGAAACUCCGUGGGGUCAAGCACAUCAUCUCGGGAUCAGCAGGGAAGAAGCUCAUCUGGUUAUGGUUUGGAUGGUGAAGUGAGGAGGAGGUGGCAUGGGGGUAGUAAGGUUGACUGUGAGCACCUAUUGAGAAUUUUAUCCAAUCGACAUUUGCAGUGGCGGUGUGUGAAUGCACAGGCUGAUGCUGCACUUGCUGCACAGAAAUUGACUGCAGAGAAAUACUUAUCUGAUGCAUGGAUUACUACCCUAGGUCUGCGUAAAUCUGUUGCUCUUAAGAGGUUCCAGCUACAGCUAUUCCGAAACAAUUGGAAACUGAUGACUGUUCUAAAGGGACAGAUGGCAUAUCUGGAAGAAUGGUCUUUAUUAGAGGGGGACUAUGCUGAUUCUUUGUCCGGAAUUGUGGAAGCUCUAACUGCUACCAUUUUGUGCCUUCCCGUUACUGAUGGAGCAAAGGCUGAUAUCCAAGAUGUGAAAAAUGCUGUUGGCUCUGCAGUUGAUAUCAUGCAAACAAUAGGAAGUUCAAUAUGUGCAUUACUGUCUAAGCUAGCUGGAACACGUAUUUUGGUUUCUGACCUUGCCAAAGUUUCUACUGAAGAGCGCACUCUAAUGGAGCAGUCCAGAGAAUUGCUGUCCACACUUGCAACAAUGCAUGUCAAGUAUUGUAGCCUACAAGGGCAGAGAGUACAGACAACUCACAGGAGGUUCAUGCAUUCCUAGUUCAGACUACUCUAACGAGUCUAACCCCACUAACUGAAGAAUGUUAGGUGCAAUUGCAAAUUCUGGUGGCUUGCUGGAACCCACUCAACGAUCUGACUCUUCUGAAGAAAAGUUACCUUAUCUAGUUCAUAUGGUCUCAUCGUGGUCGUGGUUCUCUAGUUCUGAUUGCUGAGUUGAUCUAUGAUAGCCUAUGCAGAGCAGGUGUAACGCAACAUGUAUAUAUCUUUUUCUUUGUUGGUUUUAGCUGAGCGUUAGGUCGACUACUAACUAGUUAGAUUGCGUUCUUUUUGUUCGUCAGGUGACCUCGUGGCCACCAGGGCAAUGCAAUAUAACUUCUAGCAGUAUAUUAGUUUCUUUCUCUGCCUCCAAACCACAAAUUGCGACUUCGAUCUGCUUCAGGCGUCAUGUUCGAUGUUUGGGGUUUCCUUGUCGCCGAUCGAAGUUCUCUUACUGUGUAUGGCUGUAGGUUGCAGAUAUUCAUUUGUUCUCGUGUAAAAGUCGAUUGUGUAUUGCCUGGUGGUGGUUGUGGGCUGUGAACCAAACCAAGAUCAA